GUUCCUAGCUGCUAUUUAUGAACCAGCAGCAGAGGUGAUGGUUGCGGUUUAGCGGAGGUUUAUCUAUGUUUAACUAGAUGCCGUCAGCAAGACUAAAGAAUUCUGCUAACAUCAAGUCACUUAAAGCCACGUGUUGUUGGAGGAAGUAAGCUGCAGAUGUACUUCUGAGGCGCUGCAUUUCUUUGUUGUGUUGCACUAACCUGUUCUCCACCUUAAGAAAAAAGAGAUAUUAAUGACUGAAGAGUGCAAAGCCGCAUUAUAUAUACACAUGACCAACUCCUACUCCAAUGUAUUCUGCAUUUGCUUUGGCCACGUGAAAUGAAACAUGGUGUUGAAGUCCAGUGUGGCACAAGAAGUUGGCGUAUAUUUUUUGUGCAUAGAUAAGAAAGUCAAAUCCUGAUGAGAUCCCACAUUAAUGAUUUACAGACAGAAAUGCAGAGUUUAAAAGAGAGAUGGAAGCUGUACCCCCGGGUGCUCAGGGACGUGUCUGUAAUGGACCUGUCAACCUCAGUCUUAGGGCAGAAAAUCAGCAUGCCGGUCUGCGUUGCGGCGACUGCUAUGCAGCGCUUGGCUCACCCUGAUGGAGAGACAGCAACCGCUAAAGCAUGCCAGGCAAUGGGGACAGGAAUGAUGCUGAGCUCCUGGGCCACCUCCUCCAUUGAAGAAGUUGCUGAAGCAGCUCCUGGUGGCCUUCGCUGGCUGCAGCUUUAUGUAUACAAGGACCGAGAAGUCACCAAGUCCCUGGUGAAGCGUGCAGAGAGGGCGGGUUACAAAGGAAUCUUUGUGACUGUGGACACACCAUUCCUCGGUAGGCGUAUUGAUGAUGUGCGCAACAAGUUCCAGCUUCCCCCCCACCUCAGAUUAAAAAAUUUUUCAAGCAACAACUUGGCCUUCUCAUCAGGGAAAGACUUUGGGGAAAACAGUGGACUGGCUGUCUAUGUAGCCAAGGAAAUUGAUGCAAGUAUCAACUGGGAGGACAUCAGGUGGCUUCGGGGGCUGACAUCACUGCCCAUUGUUGCAAAAGGAAUCGUAAGAGCUGAUGAUGCUAAAGAAGCUGUAAAGCUUGGAUUGGAUGGUAUACUGGUGUCAAAUCAUGGAGCACGUCAGCUUGAUGGAGUUCCUGCAACUAUUGAUAUGUUGCCUGAAAUUGUUGAAGCUGUGGAGGGGAAGGUGGAGGUAUUCCUAGAUGGUGGCAUAAGAAAAGGCACAGACAUACUCAAAGCAUUAGCUCUGGGUGCCAAAGCUGUAUUCAUCGGCAGGCCUCUCAUCUGGGGCUUGGCUUAUGACGGUGAAGAAGGAGCAAAAGAAGUUCUCCGGAUGCUACAGGAAGAAUUUCAACUGGCAAUGGCACUGACAGGAUGCCGGACUGUAAAAGAGAUUGGCAAGACACUGAUACGAAGACAUGGAGUACAGCUUUCCAAGAUUUAGUUCUGAAGAUGAUCCCCUCUCCUGUUGCCUGUUGAACAGAAAGUAUGCUAGAUACAAAGCAUCGCUAUUUGCUCUUUGGGCCUCAUGCUGCAAUCCUGACUGAGGAGUGUUCUGUGAGCAACCGCUUGUUGAAGAAGUUAAUUGCUUCAAGUUUUAUAGCCUAUUCUGCUAAGCACUUAUGGAAAGCUGCUAUGCUGUUAGUUGUGAUUACAGAUGAGUCUUUAUACAAGACCAACACAGAAACUUGAAGGUGUUUUGCAAUAAAUGCUGAUAUUAGCUUGCAACCUGUAAGUAAAUUUAGUGCUAAAAUGAAACCAUAAAAGAAAAUGUUCUGAUGGCAAACAGCCAUCAAAAUGUAGAAAUUUAAAAUGUAAAAGCACUUUUCUCACUGGUUAGAGAAACUACACUGUAGAUCAGAAAUUAAAUCUUGCCUUCUUAUGAAUAUAAUUUCUUCUCCCUAAUAAUGAUGUGCUAUUCCUUUCUAAGUACAUGAACUUAUAUCAUGUAGGCUGUAGAGGCUCAGAUUUCUAAAGAACUGAACUACAAAGUGAAGUUGGAGAAGUGAUUCAAAGCCCUUCGCAGUCACAAUUGUGCUUAUGAUCAGGCACACAUCAGAUCUUCGGCUUGUGCAAAUCCGGGUAGUUCUAUUGCCUUCACCAAACCGUGCUGACUAUACCCAGCUGGAUCCCUAAGUCAUGUUUUUAAACUGGACUCAGUUGUUUACAGUUUUUUUAGAUUACUGGAUAAAUCUGCAGCAUCCUGCAUCAGUAUUGCAGAAAGGUUUUGAAAAUCUUGUUCUGGAAUUUUUUUUAAAGCCACCAUUACACUGUUCCACUGUCACUGAUAUCACUGUACCAUUUGUUUCCCAUCAAGUGUCAGGAGAACUUGUGCAUUCUAAUUCUCCCUUUUUGCUCUACUUGAAAUACGCCGUAUUGAGUUUUAGAGGCAGUUUUGUCAUAAAUGAUGGAAUAGUACAAUAUGAACUAAAGCAGGGGCUGGAACUCAAAACGGGGAGAAAACCCAAAAGGCCACAUGCUUGCCCUUCAGUUGUAAAAUCUGUACUCUUAUUUACUGUGGAUUGUAGUGUGUUGUGUGAGGGUUGCAUAGCAACAAAAUAAAGUUUAUCUGUGUAAGGAAAUAUGAAUGUUUCUCAGAGCAUAGAGAAGCAUAAUUUCUGCUGUUUACUGCACUUAUCAUAUCUGUUGCAAUGUGGACUGUGUCAGAUGUCAAUUACAGACUAACUUCAGGAAGACUGUUUAUUUUAGAUAAUAUAAAUGUUACUUAAAAGAUAGGGGAUAAUAUCUUAUGUUUACAUGCUUAAGAUCCAUUUCUAAAGUUUAGAAGAUGCAGUUUCCUGUCUUAGCCCCAACAAAAUUGAAGGAAAUUUCUGUAACUCUGUGGUCCAGGAUAAAUUCUGCUGGUGAAGAAACUGAUUUUGUUAUUUGUACAUAAUUAACUAUUUCUAGUUGCUUUGGGCAAAUGGGUUUAUAUUUGUUCUUUCCUCAUCAUCUGAGAACUGCCUGUCUUCCAUUUCAACCCUAGUAAGAAUAUACGUGCAUUGAAAAACAAAAACAGAGUCUAAUACUGAAAGGCUGUGGGACAAAGUUGACAGAAAUGAAAUUAGUUCCUGUUUAAAAGUGUAUAUAUUUCACAGUCAAGAGUAUUUUACUAGAUUUGGAGACAACCAAAUACAGUCACUUCUUGAAAUGUUA
Messenger RNA from Coturnix japonica (Japanese quail), 3140 nucleotides. It is a transcript of the gene HAO1, whose product is annotated as hydroxyacid oxidase 1. The record is from RefSeq and is a predicted model, not a curated record. Gene Ontology annotation, molecular function: FMN binding; oxidoreductase activity. NCBI's taxonomy places the organism in Eukaryota, Metazoa, Chordata, Aves, Galliformes, Phasianidae.